AUGCGUUUUAGCUACAUCACUUCCGUCACUGCAGUCGUCUUCCUCACAAGUGGUGAAUUUGUAGCCCCCUCUGUAAAUGCCGAAGAAACCAAGCUCGUGGUUUUAGCACAAGCUUCGAGCAUAACUGAUCAGAAUGUUGUCGCUGGCAAAAGGCUUUUAAGAGAUGAUGGUGCUCGACAUGGCAAUUUGUCCGCCCAAGAAGACCGCUCGUUUCUGGAGAACACCCAGUUUUUGUACUGGUACAUGAUGGGGAGGACACCUCAGAGCGUCUACAAGAAAUACUUCUAA
This is a messenger RNA of Phytophthora infestans T30-4, 288 nucleotides long. RefSeq names its product secreted RxLR effector peptide protein, putative. The coding region runs from base 1 to 288 and encodes 95 amino acids. The transcript has a single exon. The record is from RefSeq and is a predicted model, not a curated record. NCBI's taxonomy places the organism in Eukaryota, Oomycota, Peronosporomycetes, Peronosporales, Peronosporaceae.